CUCCGCCUUGCUUGCCACCUUGCCUAGCUACUUAUGUUGCGUGCUAGUGACGGCCAUGGGUGUGAUUAUUGUGAUAACGCUUCAACUAUCGUCAGCAACCGCACUACACGGGAGUUUUGAGCCUGGGCCGCUUCCCCAUAUGAGCUCUCCCGCCACGAUGAUCACGUACUUAACAGCGCUACGCACGGCAGUUGCGGUUGUGAUUGCCCACGGCUACAUAUGCCUACCCACGGUCGCAAUUGUUGCAAUCACUACUGGGACCAGACAGUUGCGCCUGUAUCCAACUGCAACCAAGAAUAGACAGCUUUGAUCAUCGCGAACCAACUACAUACAUAC
This is a messenger RNA of Colletotrichum acutatum, 336 nucleotides long. RefSeq lists its product as uncharacterized. Bases 56 to 310 code for a protein of 84 amino acids. The transcript has a single exon. The record is from RefSeq and is a predicted model, not a curated record. Lineage: Eukaryota; Fungi; Ascomycota; Sordariomycetes; Glomerellales; Glomerellaceae.